Messenger RNA from Silurus meridionalis, 4097 nucleotides. RefSeq names its product cytochrome P450 1B1 (gene cyp1b1). Gene Ontology annotation, biological process: progesterone metabolic process; hormone biosynthetic process. The coding region runs from base 380 to 1990 and encodes 536 amino acids. NCBI's taxonomy places the organism in Eukaryota, Metazoa, Chordata, Actinopteri, Siluriformes, Siluridae. The transcript is spliced from 2 exons. Gene Ontology annotation, molecular function: steroid 17-alpha-monooxygenase activity; heme binding; iron ion binding. The record is from RefSeq and is a predicted model, not a curated record.
GAAGGAGGAGAUGGAGGAGGAGGUGAAAACUUAGAUUGUGCAUACUAUACAAAUAAUUCCCUCAGAUCUCAGUCACAGCUACAAACCGAACUGCACGUCUGGAGAGACUCAGUGUAUCUGCUAAUCUACUGAUGUCUGGAAAUAUAGAGAACUUCAUGUGAGGGUUUUUAUUUUGCACGUUUUUGGAUAUAAUGUGUUAGUUAUAUAUUACAAUUAGUUUUCUAUUCUAAUGGACGCUGCAUGAAGUUUUAUAUUUAAUAAAUAUUUGUGGCAAUCUUGACGUGCUGAAAUAAGGGUAAAAAUUGUAUACUAGUUGGAAUAUUUGAAAGGGGUGUUUUGUAAACCUUGUGCACCUGUGAAUGCAUAAACACAUUCAUAAAUGUCAAACAAUACAAGACUUUGUGACAUAUUAGGGGCAAAUAUUGAUUUUUAUUUUACUAUUGUUAAAGACAUUAGAAUGGAGUUACCAGGAAUUAUAACGGAUUUUCUGCAGCUAUCGAAGGAGAAAAUUUUGCUGUUUUGCCUUGCGGUCUCGGUCGCGGUCCACUUGCUGGCCGGUUUGGUGCGCCACUGGAGCGUGCGGACUUUACCGGGGCCGUUUUCGUGGCCGAUCGUCGGUAAUGCACCGCAAAUGGGCAACUACCCGCACAUUUACUUUACGCGCAUGGCGCAGCAAUACGGCAACGUGUUUCAGAUCAAGCUCGGCAACCGGCCCGUGGUGGUCCUUAACGGCGACGCCAUCCGACAGGCGCUCGUGCAGAAGGGUGUGGAUUUCGCCGGCAGACCCGAUUUCGCCUCUUUCCGCUUCAUAUCGGGCGGUCGCAGCAUGGCAUUCGGUAAUUACAGCGAAUGGUGGAAGGUGCACCGACGGGUAGCGCAAGCCACAGUGCGCAAGUUUACCACGGGAAACCCGGACACCAAGAAAGCCAUCGAGAACCACGUCGCGAGUGAGGUGAAAGAGCUGAUCGAGCUGUUCUUGCGCGAAACGCGCGCGCACGGCUACUUCCAGCCGCACCACUACCUCGUGGUGUCCACUGCGAACAUCAUAAGCGCCUUGUGCUUCGGGAAACGAUACUCGCACGACGACGCCGAGUUUCAGCAGGUGGUGGGGCGCAACGACAAGUUCACGAUGACAGUGGGCGCCGGCAGCAUCGUGGACGUAAUGCCGUGGCUCCAGUACUUUCCCAACCCCAUCAAGACACUGUUCGACCAGUUCAAGGAACUCAACGUAGAGUUCUAUGAAUUCAUGCUGGCCAAGGUUGUGGAGCACCGCAAGACCAUGGAGCCGAGCAUCGUCCGGGACAUGACGGACGCGCUCAUAAUGACGCUGGACCGCGGCAAGUCUGGGCCCCCCGGCGUCCUACUGGAUGGGAAAUACGUGCCCCCGACCAUAGGGGAUAUCUUCGGCGCGAGCCAAGACACCACUUCCACCGCGCUGCAGUGGAUUCUUCUGUUGCUCGUGAGGUAUCCAGAUAUUCAGAAGACACUUCAGGAGGAAGUGGACAGAGUCGUAGGCAGAAAUCGUCCACCUUCCAUCCAGGACCAACCGAAUCUCCCAUAUGUGAUGGCUUUCAUCUAUGAGAUGAUGCGUUUCAGCAGUUUCAUCCCUGUGACAAUCCCUCACAGCACAACUGCAGACACAUCCAUUAAUGGAUAUCCCAUUCCCAAAGAUACUGUGGUUUUCAUCAAUCAGUGGUCACUUAACCAUGAUCCAAGAAAGUGGGAUCAGCCUGAGGUCUUUAACCCACUGCGCUUCCUGGAUGAGGGGGGGGAACUAAACAAAGAUAUGACUGGCAAUGUUUUAAUCUUCUCUAUGGGAAAGAGGAGGUGUAUUGGAGAGGAGCUGUCCAAAAUGCAGCUCUUCCUCUUCAUUACACUUCUGAUACACCAGUGCCACUUUACAGUAGAUAAACAACCCACUAUGGACUGCAUGUAUGGGCUAACACUGAAGCCCAACCCAUUCAAAGUAGCCGUAACUCUGCGUGACUGAUUGCAUGGAACAAAAAAGGAGAGCUGACCAUCUUCUUGAGCAGUGUUUGAAUGAAGAUUAUAAAUGAACUAUGAACACUAACUCAACUAAAAACUCACAACAAUUGUUCAACAAAAUGGUUAAAAACUGAACAUUUUAACCAGCGGAUUAGGUUAAAUGUCUUUAGUAUCAGUUUUAGGGGAACACAUUGCUAUUAGCAUCUAACCCUUUGUACAAAGAUGCUGUGUAACAGGGUAAAAAAUAUCCCGUAAGUGUGAUCAAACCAUACAGCAUACAUUACACAUUAAAACAUUACACAUUAAAGAGUGCAAUCCUAUCAUUAUAUAUUUAUACACACAUUAAAAGUCAGUUUUUGAACUGCAACAAAUGGGUUAAAAGUUUCAUAAAGAAAAGUAAAAUCAGAGAAUAUUCACAUCAUUGCCUCCACAUCAUUAAUUAAGAUCUUAGCAGUAAUUUACAUUUCCAGCAUUUGGCAGAUGCCCUUAUCCAGAGUGACUUACAUUUAUAUUAUCUCUAGUACAACUGAGCAGCCAUGGGCUAAGGGCCAUGAUCAGGGUCCCAGAAGUGGCAGCUGGGAUUUGAACUCAUGACCUUCGGAUCCAGGUCCAAUACCUUAACCACUAAGCUACCACCGCCAAAUUUAGCUUACAAACGUUUCCUUUUGUGCCAAACUGUAACUUUAAUCCUAAAAACAAGGGAAAAUAUAGUUGUUAUUAUAAAGACUAAUUUGUCCACAUAGAACACAAGAGAUGCUACAAAAGAUUUACCCUUUUUAUUGAAUAGAACACAGAUGGCAAAUACACUUUUUUUUCUAAGGUUGUCUGUAAGGUUACAUUAAAAACUAGAGAGAAAUUUGAGCUAACGUAAAAAGUCUAAUUGGUGAACUCCUCCUAAGUCCUCAUUUUGGUGCUGUAGACAUCUCCAAGCAAACAAAAAGUCCUUGUUAAUUCAGGAAUAAAACAAAAUCAUUAGGGACACUGCAUCGAUUUACCAAUCAAUACAAUGCACUAUUCAUUCCCCUAAAAACAUUGAGACAUAACCCAAUCCUCACUCAAACUAAUGCCUAUGGUUUUAACUAGGCACAUUUGUUUAAUGUAUGAAACAUGAAGGUGGCCUAAGGUAUAAUAAACAAUGAAGCAGACAUUUUUUAUCAGGUAAAACAUAAUGUAUGUGUAUAAUAACAUGUUAAUAUAUUUAUGUAAUAACACUCUGGCAAUUCAUUGUGAUUUAAAGUUAAACUAUAUAACUAUGUCAUUUGUGCCAUGUAAACAUAAAUGCACUGACACAAUAUAGCAAGGCAAAGUUUAAAUCUCUUGUAGAGCCCAUGCCUGUCCACCUGUUUUCACCUGUAAUCAUGCUUGUCCACAUCUAAUCAUGCCUGCAUUCUAAUAGACACCUGUAGCAUCUUGUAGAAUGCAGUAGUGAUUAGAGAUGGUAACAGGGGUGUGUCAGGACUCUAAAGAUUGUCAUUGUUCUAUAUUGACAUUGGAUUGUCUACAUUUCCUCAGAAGUUGAUAGCUGAGCCCUGAUUAUUUUCUGGGUGCUGCUGACUGUUGCAGGGCAUGUCUUUAUAUGGUAGUGUAGCUGGUGUUUAGUCGUUAUAAUAAUGUAGAAGAAGAUAUUGAGCAAUCCUCACAGAUCAGCAAAUUUAUAGACAAAGAGACUGAUCAGCCAUGAAUCCUGGAAAAACUAUUAAUCUUUUGGAGAUUCUCUGACUCAGUCAUUUAGCAGGUCACCUGACAGGUGCGACUGUAGCAAGAACAUUAAUGUUAUUUAAUUCUCCUGGCAAUGGCUUUAAUAUUAAUGCAGAUUAGUGUAUAUUAAUCUACACAUGUACUACUAUAUAUUUCAAUGAUUCCUUCUUGUUUUUUACUUUCUGUUUUUCAAUCUUCAAGAGUCAGCAUAUUGGGCUAAUAAGUAUUAAUUAAUAAGUGUUAGCAUCAUAAAUCAUUCACUAAUUGCUUACAUUAAAAUUUCUGAGAUACUGUAACUGCUGUAGCUAACAUAUUUGAAUAAAAUAUUCCUAUACUUCUAUUGUAAUAUUACCCCAAUUCCAAGAAAGUUGGGAUGCAGUGUAAAAUGUAAAUAAAAAAUCAGUAUGUAAUGA